This is a messenger RNA of Lathyrus sativus (Indian pea), 1605 nucleotides long. Lineage: Eukaryota; Viridiplantae; Streptophyta; Magnoliopsida; Fabales; Fabaceae. The record is from the annotation of a GenBank genome assembly.
AUGCAGCUUCACUUCUCGCCUAGUAUGAGAAGUAUCACAAUAUCGAGCACAAACAAUGGGUUUAUUGACUUAAUGAAGAUCAAGGUCGCAGCUCGCCACAUUUCCUAUCGAACCCUUUUUCACACCAUUCUUAUCUUAGCUUUCUUGUUGCCAUUUGUGUUUAUUCUCACUGCUCUUGUUACCCUUGAAGGUGUCAACAAGUGCUCCUCUUUUGAUUGUUUAGGCAGGCGGUUAGGACCGAGGCUUCUUGGCAGAGUUGACGAUUCAGGGAGGCUGGUUAAAGAUUUUUACAAGAUCCUUAACGAAGUGAAGACUGGGGAAAUUCCAGCUGAUCUAAAGCUUCCAGAUUCCUUUGGUCAACUUGUUUCUGAUAUGAAGAACAACCAAUAUGAUGCGAAAACUUUUGCAUUCAUGUUAAGGGGAAUGAUGGAGAAAUUUGAAAGAGAAGUCAGAGAGUCUAAGUUUGCAGAGCUGAUGAAUAAACACUUUGCGGCAAGCUCUAUCCCUAAAGGGAUUCAUUGUCUGUCUUUGCGUUUGACGGAUGAAUAUUCAUCAAAUGCUCAUGCCCGUAAACAAUUACCACCUCCAGAGUUGCUUCCCUUGCUCUCCGACAACUCUUACCACCAUUUUAUCCUAUCAACCGAUAACAUUUUGGCUGCUUCAGUAGUUGUUAAUUCUGCCGUCCAGUCAUCUCUGAAACCUGAAAAGAUAGUCUUCCAUGUAAUCACUGAUAAAAAGACUUACGCGGGCAUGCACUCGUGGUUUGCGCUAAAUUCAGCUUCGCCCGCUGUAGUUGAAAUCAAAGGUAUUCACCAGUUUGACUGGUUGACUAGAGAAAAUGUUCCCGUACUUGAAGCCGUAGAAAAUCAAAAUGGGAUCAGGGAUUACUAUCAUGGAAAUCAUAUUGCCGGAGCCAAUCUCAGUGAUACAAGUCCGCGUAAAUUCGCAUCUAAAUUGCAAGCCAGAAGCCCAAAGUACAUAUCUUUACUCAACCAUCUGCGAAUAUACCUACCAGAGCUUUUCCCAAACCUUGAAAAGGUGGUCUUUUUGGAUGAUGAUGUGGUGAUUCAGCGCGACUUGUCUCCACUUUGGGACAUUGACCUUGAAGGAAAGGUAAACGGCGCCGUGGAAACUUGCAGAGGUGAAGAUGAUUGGGUAAUGUCUAAACAUUUUAGGAACUACUUCAAUUUUUCACAUCCCCUCGUUAAAGAGCAUUUGAACCCUGACGAGUGUGCGUGGGCUUAUGGAAUGAAUAUCUUUGAUCUUGGUGCAUGGAGAAGGACAAAUAUAAGGGAGACGUAUCAUUCUUGGCUGAAAGAGAAUCUGAGGUCAAACCUGACAAUGUGGAAGCUAGGAACCCUACCUCCCGCAUUGAUUGCAUUUAAAGGUCACGUUCAUCCGAUCGAUCCCUCUUGGCACAUGCUCGGCUUAGGUUAUCAGAACAAUACCAAUAUCGAGAGCCUGAAAAAGGCUGCCGUUAUUCACUACAACGGCCAAUCAAAACCUUGGUUGCCAAUUGGCUUCGAACAUCUUCGGCCAUUUUGGACCAAGUAUGUCAAUUAUUCAAGUGAUUUUGUAAGGAACUGUCAUAUCCUGGAAUCAUAG